Mirounga angustirostris (Northern elephant seal) is the source of this 1372-nucleotide messenger RNA. RefSeq names its product Cbp/p300 interacting transactivator with Glu/Asp rich carboxy-terminal domain 1 (gene CITED1). Gene Ontology annotation, cellular component: nucleus. Gene Ontology annotation, molecular function: transcription coactivator activity. NCBI's taxonomy places the organism in Eukaryota, Metazoa, Chordata, Mammalia, Carnivora, Phocidae. The record is from RefSeq and is a predicted model, not a curated record. The transcript is spliced from 3 exons. Bases 617 to 1300 code for a protein of 227 amino acids. Gene Ontology annotation, biological process: melanocyte differentiation; regulation of DNA-templated transcription.
GAGCGCCGGACUUGGAGUCAGAGCGACCUGGCUGCGAAUCCCGGCUCCGCCACUUUCUAGCACUGUGACCUUGGGCAAGUUACCGAACCUCUCCGAGCCUGUCUCACUCUUCUCCUACCCGGGCUUAAUAGCACUGACUACGGGCGGCUUGGCUUAGGGGGUAGGCUCAGCCUGCGGCCGCGUCGGAUAGCUCAGCGGGCGCUCAGUAAGUGUUGGUGAGGCGCGGGAGUGCCGGCGCUGAGUGCGCCGCCGCGCGCGGGGCGACCACGGGGCCCCAAACUCGCGGCCGAGGCGGAGACCCCGCGCCCCUCCCCGUCUGCCCGCCCAUCCGGGCUCUACGAUCGGUUCCUGAUCACGGCACUUGCGGGAGCGGACGCUCGGGGCCCCGGUGGCCUGGGUGCUCGCGCCCACCGUGCAGGGAUGCUCCCAGCCGCCCCCAACUCCCGCAGAUCCACCUGGGAUGCGGCGAGGAGGGCGGCCGAGCUGUCCGCAAACAACGGGCCUUUAGUUUUCAGGUGGCGAAACUGACCGGUCUGGUUAGAGCGCGUCCAAGCCAAGCCGCAGUACUGUUUGGAUUUUUAAAUUUCUCCUUCUGAGUGAGAAAAUAGCAAUCGAGAUGGAGCCAUCCGCACGAAAGCUCCAACUGACGGCAUCAUCUCCCACCAAUUUAUCCAGCUUCUGCCAAGGCUCUGAAAUGCCAACUAUGUCAAGGCCUGCACUUGAUGUCAGGGGUGGCACUUCACCUGUGAAGGAGGAUGCCAACCCAGAGAUGAGCUCGCUGGCCUACUCUAACCUGGGCGUGAAGGAUCGCAAAGCAGUGGCCAUUCUGCACUACCCCGGGGUGGCCUCGAACGGAACCAAGGCCAGUGGGGCUCCCACUAGUUCCUCGGGAUCUCCGUCUCCAAUAGGCUCUCCUAUCGCCACCCCUCCCACUAAACCCCCACCCUUCAACCUGCACCCCGCCCCUCAUCUGCUGGCCAGUAUGCAGCUGCAGAAACUUAAUAGCCAGUAUCAUGGGAUGGCUGCCGCCGCCGCCGCCGCCGCCGCCACUCCAGGCCAGCCUGGGGAGGCAGGGCCCCUACAAAACUGGGGCCUUGGGGCUCAGGCGGGAGGGGCGGGGUCACUCUCUCCUUCUACCGGUGCCCAGAGCCCUGCUCUCAUCGACUCAGACCCAGUGGAUGAGGAGGUGCUGAUGUCGCUGGUGGUGGAACUGGGACUGGACCGAGCCAAUGAGCUUCCGGAGCUGUGGCUGGGGCAGAAUGAGUUUGACUUCACUGCGGACUUUCCAUCUGGCUGCUGAUGCUCACCGUCCCUAAAGAUGGAGGAACAAAGCCACCGACUCUGUUGUAAAUAAAAAAUAAAAGUUACUUAC